This is a messenger RNA of Notodromas monacha, 2359 nucleotides long. The record is from the annotation of a GenBank genome assembly. NCBI's taxonomy places the organism in Eukaryota, Metazoa, Arthropoda, Ostracoda, Podocopida, Cyprididae.
AUUUUAUUGCAGAGCACAUGAAGUGACGUAAUCCUCCUAGGCCAUGUUGUGUUCAGAUUUUUUGGUCAGGUGUUGAAGUAUUGAAAUGUGGUCGUUCUUCGCGCGGGAUCCCCUGCGAGACUUCCAAUUUGAGUUUGAUAAAACUCAAUCGCUCUCAUGUUCCAUUUGGCGCCUGCACGAGGGCUCAAAGAGAGGCUUCACGGAGGAGAGCACUGUCUUCGUUCUUGCGGAAGAAUCGAGAGUCGAGGAUGCGAAGUCAAAUGCCAAGAAAUUGAAGCUACUUCGCCACCCGAACAUCUUGAAAUACUUUGACAGCGCUGAGUCCGAGAAGUGCGUCUACAUCGCAACCGAGAGGGUUAGGCCGCUUCAAAUCUUUUUGGAGUCCGCGGGAACAGGACAGAAACGUGAUAUCAACCUCAUAUGGGGAAUCCAUCAACUUCUGUGUGGGCUGAGCUUCUUGGAGAAAGCGGGCAGUGGCCAUGGUAAUGUGAUAGCAUCUUCGGUGUACGUGACUCGAAGCGGAGAAUGGAAACUCUCUGGGUUCGAAGCAAAGUCUGGCGACGAUCGACGCUGUUUUGCCGAAUUGGUGAAGGACAUUUAUCGAGGAAAACUUCCGAAAUUAUUCGCUCCAAUUGUUUCGCGUCUCAAUAGCGAAGCAUCUACCCUCAGUGAUGCCUUGGAUCGAUUAAAGGCUCCCGGCGGGUUUUUCGACGAUGAAAGAAUUCGCCUCUUACGCGACAUAGAACAUCUUGGCAAAAUUUGUCUACCACCUUUAUCCUUAUGUGCAUUUCAGACUGCGUCGAAAGAGGAUGCGCAAUCCAUUCUCACCAAGGUUCAGAAACUCAUGGAUGACUUUCCAACCGAUUUGUGUCGAUUCAAGAUACUUCCCGCUAUGAUGAACGCCCAUGAAUACGGUACUGCCGGUGUAACUGCUUUGACAACAAUUUUCAAGUAUGCACAGUUACUGGAAGCCAAGGACUACACGUCUGUCGUUCUUCCGUUUGUCGUCCGGCUGUUCGGAUCCAAGGACAGGGCGACGCGUUUACGAUUAUUGCAAAAUAUGGAUCAAUUUGCUCCUCACCUCACCGCCAGUGCCGUGAAUUCAGAGAUAUUCCCGAACUUAGUCCUCGGUUUUCAAGACACGAAUCCUACAAUCCGGGAACAUACACUUAAGGCGCUUCUUGCGCUUGCCAGCAAACUCAACCCCAACAAUCUGAAUGUGGAAACUCUGAAACACUUGGCUCGAUUACAAACGCGUGACGAAGAAGGCGGAAUCCGGACAAACACGACAAUCUGUUUAGGCAAAAUGGCCCAGUAUUUAGACGUGGAGACGAGGAGGAAAGUUCUGAUCCCUGCAUUUUGCAGAUCUUUGAAAGACCCGUUUCCUCCGGCUCGUUCAGCCGGAGUUCUCGCGCUUUCUGCGUGCCAGGGAUAUUUCUAUUUGGCCGAAGUUGCGUGUCGUGUCUUGCCUGCAUUAGCACCUUUGACGAUUGAUCCCGAGAAGGCAGUUCGAGUGGAAGUCUUCAAAGCUCUCAACGGCUUUGUGCAGAAACUCGAAAAGGUUUCCAAUGACCCAACGUUGAAGGAAGGCAUGGAAGUUGACGUGAACGCGGCUGUUGGAAAAGAUGCCAGUACUUCGGGUUGGGCGGGCUGGGCCAUGUCUGCUCUGUCGAACAACCUCGUCAAACACAUAGGAUCCCGUAGGAAAGCGAAAUCGGAAACGAAAUCGGAAAACGUCAAGGCGGAAGAAGAGAAUCCUGUUAGUGGGAACGAAGAAGACGGAGACGGAUGGGAAGGAAUAGGUGAAGAAGAGUUGGUGAAUGACACGAAUUCCGAGAACAUCGGACAGAACUGGGGCUGGGAUAAUGAGUGGGAAAAGCAGCCCGGCGAAACCACUAGCAAAACUGAAGUGGAAAGGGACGACUUCUUCGCUCCAAUAGUUGCAGAAAAGCUUCCGGAUGCGAACGCGAAGGGAGAUUCUUGGGAUUCCUGGGAAGAUACAGAUGAUGGGACUUGGAAAGGUAUAAACGAAGCCCCGGUGACAAGGAAAACUCCGCGGAAGCCAGUGUCUAACAGCGAGCGCCAACCUCGUCUCGGUGCUCGUUUGGGUGCCAAAAAGCUGUGAUUUCGGCGAUUUAUCGAGAAUACUGCGACUUGUGAAUUUCGUGCGACGAACCACUUGCGUAUUGGCAGCCUUAUUUCUGCUUGGUUCACUUUAUUUUUCUAUUCUUCGCAAGCGGAAGGAUCUUCCUUCUACGAGGAUUUUGUCUUGGGUGUUUUUUUUUCAGUGCUUGAGAAAUUAUUUUUUUAUUAUCACGUGUGGAGUUUCAAUGCAAUUCUACUUGUCCUUAUCGGAAAA